This is a messenger RNA of Rattus rattus (black rat), 2513 nucleotides long. It is a transcript of the gene Cnksr1, whose product is annotated as connector enhancer of kinase suppressor of Ras 1. The transcript is spliced from 21 exons. NCBI's taxonomy places the organism in Eukaryota, Metazoa, Chordata, Mammalia, Rodentia, Muridae. Bases 65 to 2179 code for a protein of 704 amino acids. Gene Ontology annotation, molecular function: protein binding. The record is from RefSeq and is a predicted model, not a curated record.
GCUCCCGGCUCCGACUAGGAGCGGAAAUUCCUGCAGGGUCUGGACGCUGCGGGCGGAGCUCAGUAUGGAGCCCGUGGAGACCUGGACCCCCGGGAAGGUGGCAGCUUGGCUGAGAGGCCUUGAUGACGUCCUACAGGACUAUCCCUUCGAGGACUGGGAGCUGCCUGGAAAGUACCUGCUGCAGCUCUGUCCCCAAAACCUCGAGGCUCUGACCGUGUGGCCUCUGGGCCACCAGGAGCUCAUUCUACAUGGAGUGGAACAGCUCCGGGCCCUGGGCUCUAAGCUACAGACCGAGAACCUCAAGAGCCUAGCCCAGGGGCUGCUGGACAGGACCCAGGCCUUCCAAAGCUUGGUCCAAGGCCGUCUGAGAGACUGUGCUGAGACACCCGCCGAUGUCCUCAAUGCUGCUGUAGAGCUGGUACGGGAGGCUCAUGCCCUGCUCUCUUGGCUCAACAGGUACCUCUUCACUCACUUAAAUGACUUCUCCGCCUGCCAAGAGAUUGGUGUGCUGUGCGGAGAGCUGGGCCAAGUCUUGCAGGAGGACUGCCUAGAGGCUGAGAAAGAAAGCAACACCCUGAGGAUUUGCGGCCGUGUGGCUGGGAUCUGUCACAACAUCCUGGGCUGCAGCCCGGAGGAGCUGCUGGAACAGAGGGCCGUGUUGGAGCUGGUGCAGCUGGACGACCCUUCCGGCCUAGAAAUUCACACCACCAGCAACUGCCUACACUUUGUGUCUCGAGUAGGCGUCCAGGCUGCCACGGGCUCCCAGAUCCUGCCCGGAGACGAGAUCGUCCAAAUCAAUGAGCAGGUGGUGGUCGGCUGGCCCCAUAAAAACAUGCUGAGGGAGCUGCUGAGGGAGCCAGCAAGGGUCAGCCUUGUACUAAAGAAGAUUCCCGUGCCAGAGACCCCCUCAAAGACGCCCCCGGACUCCCCUCAGCCGCUAAGCCAAUCGCUGCCCCUGAACCCACCGUCUCCCAGGGUUCCAUGCGAAGGUCUUUUUGCCUUCAACCUGUCUACAGAUGGAAACCCCAGCCCCAGCCCUGCGUGGACAGACUCUACCUCCCUUGACGCUCAGCCCACGCCCACUCCCCCUGGGCCACCAGGCACUCUUCCAGAAGAAACAGCUGAACCUCUGGAGGCUUCGGGACACCUUGACAAGAGUCCCACCGUUGGUCGGAAGAAUUCAAAAGGUAUAGCCACGAGGCUGAGCCGCCGGCGGGUGUCCUGCCGACAGCUGGGUCUGCCAGACUGUGAUGGAUGGCUUCUACUGCGGAAGGUCCCCGGUGGUUUUAUGGGCGCACGCUGGCGCCGCUGCUGGUUCGUGCUCAAGGGACACACCCUAUACUGGUACCGCCAACCGCAGGAUGAAAAGGCGGAAGGACUUAUCAACAUCUCCAAUUACAGCCUGGAGUGCGGGCAUGACCAGAAGAAAAAAUAUGUGUUCCAGCUGACCCACGAUGUGUACAAGCCCUUCAUCUUUGCCGCGGAGACCCUGUCUGAUCUGAGCAUGUGGGUGCGGCAUCUUGUCACCUGCAUUUCCAAGUAUCAGACUCCAGGCCGGGCCCCCUCCGCCAGAGAGGAAGACUGCUACAGUGAGACCGAAGCGGAAGACCCUGAUGAAGAGGCAGGGUCCCGCUCAGCUUCUCCUGGUCCAGCUCAAGCUUGGAAUGACACAUCGCCCGCGGCUUCACCCCUGCAGAGUCCUAGGACCUCCUUUGGCUCUUCAUUAGAUAGCAGUGACAGAGCUCUGGAAGGAAUGGUACAGGGGCUGAGGCAGGGGGGCGUGUCCCUCCUGGGCCAGCCACAGCCCCUGACCCAUGAACAGUGGCGGAGUUCUUUCAUGCGGCGAAACCGUGACCCUCAUCUCAAUGAGCGUGUGCACCGUGUCCGGGCACUACAGAGCACACUCAAGGCAAAGCUACAGGAACUGCAGGCCCUGGAGGAAGUCCUGGGUGAUCCUGAACUCACAGGAGCAAAAUUUCGCCAGUGGAAGGAACAGAACCACGAGCUGUACUCAGAGGGCCUGAGGACCUGGGGAGGGAUGUGGGCCCAGACCAGCUCCCCAGACCCAAACACUGACUCCAGGGGUCAAUCCCCACAGCCUCUACCCUCUGACCCUGAAGAGCCCUCCCAGCUUUUCCCCUCGACCCCAGAGAACAGCCUCCAACCUCCUGACCUCUGACCCUGGCUGAGGACUACUUCAUCCCCAGUCUCUGAUGUGCUUAAAACAUGUCCAAGGGGUCUGUGAGAGACCAGAAGGAGCGUUAGCCCUCAGCUUACCUCCAAACCGGUCCCUCUAUGCUGGGCUUCCACAGUUUCUGCUCACAAGUCCCUCAUGGUGGAAGGAAAGUUCCUCUCUUCUCUGUGAGGUAGAAAUCCCUCAACCCAUCCUCAGAUUUGGGAUGUACCUGCCUCCCUGGGUCAUUCAAAAAGGUUUCCCAGACCUUCCUAGAUAGGCGUUUAUUUUACACGAGAGAUACUUUUCCACCAAAUAAAGUUGAUUUUUCUGAAGUGAA